Molecule: messenger RNA, 317 nt
Organism: Radiomyces spectabilis
Lineage: Eukaryota; Fungi; Mucoromycota; Mucoromycetes; Mucorales; Radiomycetaceae
Exons: 1
Coding region: 24-209 (61 amino acids)
Source: RefSeq, a predicted model, not a curated record
UUUUGGUUCCGAUUGGCUGGCUGAUGGUAAGUACCUUUUUCCUUUUUUUUUUUUUUGUCGUUUGCUUGUCAUCCAUCAUCCUCCGGCGAUGCCUGCCUUAUGCUGUCUCCAUGGUUUCUCCUCUGGUUUGCUUGCCAUUCCCAUCAUGGUUUCUCUUGGUCGCAAGUCCUUGGUCCCCGGUGAACUUCCUGUGGCUUGCUUUAAUAUAGCUAUUGUAUCAUAAAUUGUAGUCUGUCACGUUUGUAAAUAAAAUACUUUCCUUUUCACCUUCACAACGUUAUCAUAAUAUCAAUAAAACCUUAUCUUAAACCGCCCCG